This is a messenger RNA of Ictidomys tridecemlineatus (thirteen-lined ground squirrel), 5991 nucleotides long. The record is from RefSeq and is a predicted model, not a curated record. NCBI's taxonomy places the organism in Eukaryota, Metazoa, Chordata, Mammalia, Rodentia, Sciuridae.
AAGCGUACCCUGUACUGCUGUCCAAAAAGCGGGUUACACCUCUCUGCGCCCAGGAAGGGACCGGAAGCUCAGAGCAUCUCAGUGAAUGCGAGGGAUGAGUUCCGGGGGACACACCCUCUGGCCCAGGGAAAACCUUGCCCAAACUUCUGCUGCUUGGUUUUCUCGGGACCCUCCAGCUUCUCCCCGCUCCCCAACCCUCUGCUGGCUCUCUCGAGGCCUCUGGUGCCUUUCCUGGUUUCACAAACUCAUCCUCCAGGCCUAGCUCAGAGUUCCCUCCUCCAGGAAACCUUCCUGGAAGCCCUCUGCCCCUCACUGGGCUUCUUGGCCCUCUCUGGCUCAGGUCUUCCGAGAGUCCAGUCUGUCUCGGGCUCCCCGAAAGCCAGGAAACCGAGCCUUGGAAAUUACUUUCAGGUUAACCCAGGACAGCGCUGAACAGCAGAAUAAAUCGCUGAUGGUGGAAUUCCAGGCGCUGAGUGGGCGGGGUCUCGGGAGCGCCUUCGCACGGCCAAUUCUCUGGUUCUCGAUCAAAGCGGACGGGCGGCUCAUCUGCAAUUCGGGAAAAAUCUGGCAGGUUAGAGUUGUAAUUCUCUCCUGUCCCGCCCUGCUCAACUUUUUCACUUAAAAUAGGAAUAAACGAUGACACUCUCCGUCUCUGGUGAUUCCGUCUGUAACAAGUAUACAUCAAAUGCCUGUGUGUGCCAGGCAUUGAGAACCACAUUGGGCUCCUGCCUUCCCCGGGUUCUCGCCCAGAUGGAGCGGGCUCUUCAGGAUGGUCAAGGAUCGCGAAACAAGACAAAAGAGGCGAUGCCUAGGGCCCGAGCCGCCCGCUUGCCUAGUCUGCACGAGGCUCUGGAUUUCAUCCCCAGCAUCGACGGGGUUAGAGAAAACAGGACAGCCAACUAAAUGUGAAUUUUGAAUAAACAACGAACACUGUUUUAGUAUAACUGUAUCCUAUGUAACGUUUAAGGUGUAACUAAAUAUUUCUUCGUUUAUCUGAAAUGUAAACUUAAGAGCACUACUUUUAUUUGCUAUUACUAAUGGAUCCCCCCAAAGGAGCUUACAUUCUGAAGGGAGUAAGGAUUAACCAGAAGAGAACGCGAUGGGUGUCCUCCGCAGCUAAACAGCACGUGCAAACACCCUGAGGCAGAACCUGCUGUAAUUAUUUAUUCGCCACCCUGCUAGGUGGUUAUUGUUCUCAGGAAUCUUCCCUGACCAGGCCGCCCACUCCCACGUCCUGCCACGGUCAAAUCACGCCCAUCUAAGAUUUCAAGUCGGGUCUGUGAAUUCUGUGGCUUGCAGAUGGGCAAACAGGCUCCAAGGCGGAAACGAAGGUGGGGAGGUAGGGACACUUUGGAAAAAUGCACCCUCGGUGCGGGCGGGCACGAGCACCAGAAGUCAAAGUGGGCGGGCGAGAAUAAAACUCGGAAAACAACACGGGCGGCUACAAGAACCAGAGAGCCAGGCAGGCGGGCAGGAUUGAGAACUGGAGAGUGACGCGCGGCGGGCGGGGAAAGAGAAUCCAGGUUCGGCUCGGGCGGCGACGAGAAGCUGCGCUCGGGCGCGCGAGGACGGCGACCGGCGCGGGCGGGCGCGGCCUUUGUCUCCUCCUCCCGCGCGCUCGGCGGCGGCACUGGCCCCAUGAGUCCGCGGCCCCCCGGCGCCCGAGCCGCCCGCAGCCCCUAACCUGACCUGUCCUCGCCAUGGCCGAGACUGCCUCGGGCGCCGGGGGCACGUCCCUGGAGGGAGAGCGCGGCAAGAGGCCCCCGCCGGAGGGCGAGCCCGCAGCCCCUGCGUCUGGAGUUCUGGAUAAGCUUUUCGGGAAGCGGCUCCUGCAGGCGGGUCGCUACCUGGUGUCCCACAAGGCGUGGAUGAAGACCGUUCCCACGGAGAACUGUGAUGUGCUGAUGACCUUUCCAGACACCACUGAUGACCACACGCUGCUAUGGCUGCUGAACCACAUCCGCGUGGGCAUCCCUGAGCUCAUCGUGCAAGUCCGCCACCACCGCCACACGCGUGCCUACGCCUUCUUCGUCACAGCCACAUAUGAGAGCCUACUCCGAGGGGCCGACGAGCUGGGUCUGCGCAAGGCUGUGAAGGCCGAGUUCGGCGGGGGCACCCGUGGCUUCUCCUGCGAAGAAGACUUCAUCUAUGAGAAUGUGGAAAGUGAGCUACGCUUCUUCACAUCCCAGGAACGCCAGAGCAUCAUCCGCUUCUGGCUGCAGAACCUGCGUGCCAAGCAGGGAGAGGCGUUGCACAACGUGCGGUUCCUGGAGGACCAGCCAAUCAUCCCGGAGCUGGCGGCCCGCGGGAUCAUCCAGCAGGUGUUCCCGGUCCAUGAACAGCGCAUCCUGAACCGCCUCAUGAAGUCCUGGGUGCAGGCUGUGUGUGAAAACCAGCCUUUAGAUGACAUCUGUGACUACUUUGGUGUGAAGAUUGCCAUGUACUUUGCCUGGCUGGGCUUCUACACGUCAGCAAUGGUGUACCCUGCUGUCUUUGGCUCUGUCCUGUACACGUUCACGGAGGCUGAUCAGACAAGCCGGGAUGUGUCCUGCGUGGUCUUUGCGCUCUUCAACGUGAUCUGGUCAACACUGUUCUUAGAGGAGUGGAAACGGAGGGGGGCAGAGCUGGCCUACAAGUGGGGAACACUGGAUUCACCUGGGGAAGCUGUGGAGGAGCCACGUCCCCAGUUCAGGGGCGUGCGCCGCAUCAGCCCCGUGACCCGCGCUGAGGAGUUCUACUACCCGCCGUGGAAGCGGCUGCUCUUCCAGCUGCUCGUGAGCCUGCCGCUGUGCUUGGCCUGCCUGGCCUGCGUCUUCUUGCUCAUGCUGGGAUGCUUCCAGCUGCAGGAGCUGGUGCUGAGCGUGAAGGGGCUUCCCCGUCUCGCCCGCUUCCUGCCCAAGGUCGUGCUGGCCCUGCUGGUCAGCGUGAGCGCUGAGGGCUACAAGAAGCUGGCCAUCUGGCUCAACGACAUGGAGAACUACCGGCUGGAGAGCGCCUACGAGAAGCACCUCAUCAUCAAGGUCGUCCUGUUCCAGUUUGUCAACUCGUACCUGAGCCUCUUCUACAUCGGCUUCUACCUCAAGGACAUGGAGCGCCUCAAAGAGCUCCUGCUCGUCCUGUCCCUGUCCCAGAGCCUUGAGCGGCAGCUGCGGGCGGUGCUGGUCCCGCUCGUGGCCCUGCGGUUCCGCCUGCUCCUCCUCUCCCUCCGGGGCCUUCUGCUCUCGGCCCGGGCCAAAAUGCUGGCCACGCUGCUCAUCACCCGCCAGUUCCUCCAGAAUGUGCGUGAGGUCCUGCAGCCACACCUGUACCGUAGGCUGGGUCGUGGCCAGCUCGGUCUGCGGGCCAUCUGGGAGCUGGCCCGAGCCCUGCUCGGCCUGUUGAGCCUCAGGCGCCCUGUGCCUCACCGCCUCGAAGCCCAGGCCGACGAGGGCAGUGGCGGCGGCAGUGGGGGGGGCCGCAGGUGUCUCAGUGGGGGCUGCGGGGCACCUGAGGAAGAGGAAGAGGCCACAGUGGAGCGGAGACCAGCCGGGGAAGGUGGGGAGGUCAGGGACGGGCCCCGGGGGGGCAAGGAGGAGGCAGAAGAGGAGGAGGAAGAGGAGGAAGAAGAGGAGGAGGACGAUGACGAGGGCGAGGAAGGUGGCCUUCUGGACUGUGGGCUCCGCCUGAAGAAGGUCAGCUUUGCUGAGCGCGGGGCGGGGCGGCGCCGGCCUGGCCCAAACCCAGAGGCCCUCUUGGAGGAGGGAAGCCCCACCAUGGUGGAGAAGGGGCUGGAGCCGGGCGUGUUCACACUGGCCGAGGAGGACGACGAGCCUGAGGGUCCUCCUGGAAGCCCUGAGCGAGAGCCCCCAACCAUCCUGCUCCGUCGGGCUGGGGGCGAGGGCCGAGACCAAGGGCCUGAUGGAGGCCCAGACCCAGAGCCUGGCUCUGGGGACUCAGCCGGGAGGCAGAAGAGGCAGAACCGGUCAUCUUGGAUCGACCCCCCUGAGGAGGAGCCCUCGGCCCAGUUGACCCAGGCAGAGCUGGAGAGCUGCAUGAGGAAGUACGAGGACACCUUCCAGGACUACCAGGAGAUGUUCGUGCAGUUCGGAUACGUCGUGCUCUUCUCGUCCGCCUUCCCGCUGGCCGCGCUCUGCGCCCUGGUCAACAACCUCAUCGAGAUCCGCAGUGACGCCUUCAAACUGUGCACGGGCCUGCAGCGGCCCUUCGGCCAGCGCGUCGAGAGCAUCGGCCAGUGGCAGGUCAUGGAGGCCAUGGGCGUGCUGGCGAUCGUGGUGAACUGCUACCUCAUCGGCCAGUGCGGGCAGCUGCAGCGCCUCUUCCCUUGGCUGAGCCCGGAAGCAGCCAUUGUGUCCGUGGUGGUGCUCGAGCACUUCGCUCUGCUCCUCAAGUACCUCAUCCAUGUGGCCAUCCCCGACAUCCCAGGCUGGGUGGCCGAGGAGAUGGCCAAGCUCGAGUAUCAGCGCAGAGAGGCCUUCAAGAGACACGAGCGCCAGGCCCAGCACCGCUACCAGCAGCAGCAGCGGCGGCGGCGGGAGGAGGAGGAGCGCCAGCGCCACGCAGAGCAUCAUGCCCGCAGGGAGCGUGACACCAGUGGCCGGGAGGAGGCCAGGGCUGAGGGCGCUGGGCUGGACCCCGCCGCCUCCGAGAAGACCUCUGCCAAAGCCAAGGGUGGCGGAGCGGGCAGCCAUGGGCCUGAGCGGCCCAAGCGCCCGGGGUCCCUGCUGGCACCCAACAAUGUCAUGAAGCUGAAGCAGAUCAUCCCGCUACAGGGCAAGUUCCUGUCAUCAGGGGCCACGUCCUCGCUGGCCGGCACAGGGACUGGCCCUGCCACUCGGCAGCCCUCUGCCCAGUCACCCACCGGCAGUGACACCCGCCUACCGGCCUUCCUCAGCUUCAAGUUCCUCAAGUCGCCCGAGACCCGAAGGGAUCCGGAGCGCAGCCACUCGCCACCCAAGGCCUUCCACGCCGGCAAGCUCUUCCCUUUUGGCGGGACCCGGGCUGAGACCGGGUCCAACGGGGCGGGCGGGCAGGCCCGACAGGACGGGACCCCCAGCGGUGGCAGCAGCCGGGCCCAGAGGAGUGGGCCAGCGGACGAGGCCUCAGCUGAGGAGCUGGAAGCCCCCCGGCCCGAAGAGGAAGGCUCAGGUCACAAGCUUUAACUCGGGGGUGGGGACGCUGGGCCCGGCUUUGGGGGUAGGGGUGGGGUGACGAGGCCUAGGGAGAAGGGCUGAAGGGGACAGAGGAGGCCCCGUCUUUGGUACUGUUAGGGGACCUGGGUCAGUGGGACAUGGAGCCUCUAAGUCAAGCCUGCUCAGUCUCUGGGACCCUGGAGAGCCUGGAGCCCUGUGCCUGACCCUCCUCACACCCAGGGAGGGACGCCAAAGCCCCCUGUCUAGUACCCCUCCCAGGGUACCCCCACCAUGCUCUGGUGCCAGGAGAGGUGAGGGAGGCCCUUUACCUCCUGGCCCACCCUCUCCUGCUCCCAUGCCCGGCUCACUCUGGGGGACUGGACCCCCCCAGACCUCUAUGCAAAUCCCCAGCCUGCAGCCCAGGGGUUCAGGAAGGACUUCUUUGGAGGUGGAGGCUGGGGCUGCCCACCCAGGGCACUGGGUUACAGGCUGCACCCACCUUAGUGCAGAGCCUUGGCACGGCCCCAUCCCAGGACCCCUACCACUUUGCCUGCCCCAACCCUAGUCUGGGGGGUCCAGUAGCCUGAUCCCCAGGUCGCCUGAGAGGUGGCAGCUGCAGUACAAGGGCAUAGGUCAGAAGUCAGAGGGACUUCCUCAGACUCCCCUCCCUGUGCCUGGGAGAGGCCAGGGAUGCAAAGUCGCCCAGGGGAGUUACCCACCCCCGUCUCUGAUCUGAAGCAAUAAGGCCUUUCACGUGCCUGGAAGCCGGGAGGGAGCGCGGGCAGGGUCGCCCACCCCGUGGGGUCUGGCGGGGGCGGCAUGCCCCCGGAACGGCCCCUCUCGCCUCCGCAGGGACAGCGCU